AUGAAAAUUGCUUUCUUAAUUAUUUCAGUAAUAUCUUUAGUAAGUAUUUUUGCUGUAAGUACUUUUAGAACAAAUCAAAACCUAAAAGCAAAUGAACCUAUUUGCUAUGUUUCUAAUUUAGAUUUUGUUAAUACUGAGAUGACCAUAACUAAUACAUGUGAGUAAAACAUGACAUUCACAUUCUCUCAAAUCUUUGAUGGCUCAAAAGGAGAAUUCGAAUUCUAAACCUAAUGUCUAAAGAAUGGUGAAUCAGAAGUUAUUGAAAUUGUUGAUAAAAGCUAUGGUUCAUUCAGAAUAACAUCUAGCAGAGGAGAAAAAUGUUGA
This is a messenger RNA of Tetrahymena thermophila SB210, 324 nucleotides long. RefSeq names its product transmembrane protein, putative. The record is from RefSeq and is a predicted model, not a curated record. The transcript has a single exon. Lineage: Eukaryota; Ciliophora; Oligohymenophorea; Hymenostomatida; Tetrahymenidae.